Messenger RNA from Triticum turgidum subsp. durum (durum wheat), 267 nucleotides. The record is from the annotation of a GenBank genome assembly. NCBI's taxonomy places the organism in Eukaryota, Viridiplantae, Streptophyta, Magnoliopsida, Poales, Poaceae.
AUGGCGUCCCUGGGUAGCAGCGCUGGCGGCCGUCGUCCCACGGUGCUCCUGCAGAUCGCUCUCUUCGUCGUCGUCGCCGCGAUCAUCAUCAACAGCUCCGUCUGCCUUGGAGCCACGGCCGUCCACGACGCCGCCGCCUCAGGCACCGGUGCUCUCGACCCUAACGUCCCUGCUGUUCCGACGCCGGGCGGUGCCGGUCAACCCUACACCGGCCGUGGGUGCCGCACAGUUUACGGAUGUAGACCACCGGCGGGUGGCCAGCCCUAA